Messenger RNA from Aspergillus calidoustus, 1080 nucleotides. The record is from the annotation of a GenBank genome assembly. Lineage: Eukaryota; Fungi; Ascomycota; Eurotiomycetes; Eurotiales; Aspergillaceae.
AUGUCUCCAGCAAACCGCCGCAUCAAAUUCGCGCUUUUUGGCCUUGGCCGACUGGGAGCACUUCGCGCCCGCAUCCUCGCCUUGCAGCAGCCCCGGAUCGAACUUGUCGCUGUGUGCGAUACAAAACCAGGCACAGACAAAUGGGCCGCAGAGAACCUGCCACCAACAGUCAAGUACUUUUCAGACCCGCAAGAAUGCUUGCAAAACUCAGGCGCUGAAGCCGUCCUCAUCUGCACUGCCACGGCAACACACGCGCCGUUGAUUAUUCAAGCCCUUGAUCUGGGCUUGCACGUCAUGUGUGAGAAGCCCGUCUCUGUAGAUAUUGCGACCACCCGGCAAGUUGUUGAGAAGGCUGCUUCGAGACCGGAUCUUAAGUUUCUCGUUCCAUUUACUCGUCGAUAUGAUAAGUCCUACCGCCAGGCAAAAGCCCUGGUUGAGAGGGGCGACCUCGGUGAAAUUCAUGCUGUCGAGACGACUGGUAUUGAUAUGGCAGACCCCAAUGCUUUCUUCGUGUCCUUCUCCGAGCAGUCCGGAGGCAUCUUCCUGGACUUCGGCAUCCACACGGUUGACGCCGGACGCUACCUUCUAGACGUAAAAUCCAACCUCUCCAACCCAAAGAGGCAAGUCAACCGCGUAAUCGCCUUCGGCCAAUGCGCCGUCUACGCCGACCUAGCCAAAUACGGCGAUGCCGACAGCGCCUGGGGCCUAGUCGAGUUCGCCAACGGCAAGAUUUUCAAGACAUACCUGGGUCGCACCCUCACAAGCGGGUUUGAAGACACGACGCGGCUGUGUGGGACAAAGGGACAUUCUAUUAUCAGCAGUGCGAAGAAUUCGAGUGUAGAGAUUCGCGACGAGUUUGGUAUACGCACACAGUCUGUGCCGGAUGCGUUUACGUUGUUCGAUGAGACAUUUGUGGCGGACCUGGCGGAGUUUGCAGAUGCGGUGCUUGAUGAUAAGGCGAUGACUUGUCUGCCCGAGGAUGCGUUUGAGGCGGCCAAGAUCUGUGUUGCGCUGCAGUAUUCGCUGAGGAAUGGGGUGCCUGUUUACUUUGAUGAUGACGGGCUGCCAAUCAUGGGAUAA